Ceraceosorus guamensis is the source of this 985-nucleotide messenger RNA. Its product is annotated as dUTP diphosphatase. The record is from RefSeq and is a predicted model, not a curated record. The coding region runs from base 249 to 830 and encodes 193 amino acids. Gene Ontology annotation, molecular function: dUTP diphosphatase activity; magnesium ion binding. Lineage: Eukaryota; Fungi; Basidiomycota; Exobasidiomycetes; Ceraceosorales; Ceraceosoraceae. Gene Ontology annotation, biological process: dUMP biosynthetic process; dUTP catabolic process. The transcript has 4 exons.
CACGACUGCUGAUGAUCGACUUGUAAUGAGUUCAUGGCCAAAUCCUUGAGUUGUGUGUUUCGAACACUUUUAGCAAAGGCGCAACGAGAAAGCCCUGACGAGUCGCGAGUCACGAGUGUGCGCCUCAAGCCAUCCUAUGCUUUGAGCGCUCUUCUCACCGCGAGUCCACCAAGCAUCAAUCAGGAGUCGGAGCUUCCCUGCAACAAUUACGGUGCGCACCUCUCGAACGAGAACUACAAACGGACCACAUGCCACUCCGACCCGCAUCCCCACUCGCAGCAUCUUCUCUCCCCCCCAGCAAGGUCCUGAAAAUGUCCACUACCACCGCUCCGAGCACUUCCAAGCUUCUGGUCCAACUGGAUGCUGCUCAUCCAGGUGCCAAGCUGCCCACUCGAGGUUCAGCAUUCGCAGCGGGCUACGACCUUUACGCUUCUCAGGGCUCCGUCUUGAAGGCUAGAGCAAGGGGCAUCGUGCCUACUGGAAUCCGACUGGCCAUUCCCGAGGGAUGUUAUGGAAGAGUGGCUCCCAGGAGCGGUCUUGCAUCGAAGCAUGGUAUAGACGUGGGAGCAGGAGUGAUCGAUUCGGACUACAGAGGUCUUUUGGGCGUCUUGCUCUUCAACCUAAGCGAAGAGGACUUCACGAUCAAUGAGGGCGAUAGAAUAGCUCAACUCGUAAUCGAGAGGAUCGCCACUCCAGAGGUGGAGCAAGUAGCCGAUUUGGAUGCGACCGUGCGAGGCGCUGGUGGGUUUGGCUCGACUGGCGGAUUCGGCAAGAACAGCGCUGCCCCUGAGGCGCCAGCCAAAGACCCUGAAGGCGUCAUCGUAUCGUAGAUGGCUAGAUCACAGCGAGGAGACACGUAGCUCACGAAUGCGGAUAACUACACCCAAUCAAUUGGCCUUCCAAACAUCGAAAUGUUGAUCUCGAAACGUGUACUGAGAAUGGUGAUCAAUUGCGACGUGUGCUCUAUAAGAUCUCAUCUAUCUGG